AUGGUGUCUCCGUCGGAACUGGAGGCGGCCAUCCACUCGAAGCUGGGCGACAUUGAGACGCUAUUUGUCUCGGAUGUCUCGGGCGGAUGUGGACAGGCGUACGAUGUAGUCAUUGUCUCGGACCAGUUUGAAGGCAAGUCGACGCUGCAGCGCCACCGCCUCGUGAAUGAUCGACUCAAGCCUGAAAUCGCAUCCAUGCACGCAUUCUCGCAGAAAACCUACACGCGCAAGCAGUUCGAAGAGCUCAAGUCCAAGUAUGCACGCAGCGAGACCCAGGCACCGUCUGCUGGAGCACCGGUGGCGGAGCAGGCGGCCGGGAGCAGCGCGCCGCCAGUGCCGCCGCUGCGGCUGCCUCUGACGCCUGAGCGGUCGGCGGUCCCGGAAGUCACGCUGACGCCUGUGACCGAGGCGCAGAAUGUCUUCAAUGGAUCGUCAGGCGCAUCGUCACAGUCAGAUUACGAUAUGCGGACCUCCGACUCGCUCAGCACCUCACGGCUGUACCGCACACGCAUCUCCGACCCUGAGUUCUGGCUCCAAAUCCGACACACGCUCGAGGCGCAGCUCAUGGCGUCCGAUGCAGAGGCGGAGGAAAUGGCGACAGAUGCUGACACCUCGUCCUCGCGCAUCCGCGUGCCGGGCCAGUCGGAGGCGGCCAUGCUGUUCGAGGACUUUUUCCUCAGCCAAAAGCACUACCUGAGCGCUAGCGACAUUGCGCGCAUCCGCGACGUUACGGGCAUGCACGGCAUGCAUGGAUAG
Malassezia sympodialis ATCC 42132 is the source of this 756-nucleotide messenger RNA. Its product is annotated as BolA family protein. The record is from RefSeq and is a predicted model, not a curated record. NCBI's taxonomy places the organism in Eukaryota, Fungi, Basidiomycota, Malasseziomycetes, Malasseziales, Malasseziaceae. Gene Ontology annotation, cellular component: mitochondrial matrix.